Elephantulus edwardii (Cape elephant shrew) is the source of this 1803-nucleotide messenger RNA. RefSeq names its product transmembrane 7 superfamily member 3 (gene TM7SF3). The transcript has 13 exons. NCBI's taxonomy places the organism in Eukaryota, Metazoa, Chordata, Mammalia, Macroscelidea, Macroscelididae. The coding region runs from base 1 to 1803 and encodes 600 amino acids. The record is from RefSeq and is a predicted model, not a curated record.
AUGGAGCUCCAGUUGCUGCUACUCCUUGCUGCGGUGCUUGCCAUGGAUUGGGAUGUGGCUGCACAAACCGAGACCGUCGGCAACUCCAGCGAGGGUAUUUAUUUGAUUGAGGAAAGAGAGAUGAUGAUGAGGUAUUAUUUUCCUUCUGAAAGUAAAUUUCAGAAGAUCCAGAAACUGAUAGGUCUUCUUGAAUUUUCUCUGGGGAAAUACAGAUACUUCAAGCUCACCAAGCCCUCUCCAGAGGAAGCUAUUUUGCGUUAUAUAUCCAGCAAUGCAACAUUUCUUAUUUUCCAAAUACACUCACAGUAUCAGAAUACAACAUUGUCUUUUUCUAAGACUCUUCUUCCUAGCACCUCGGGAACAGGCACUGACAGAGGACUGGUUUUCAUUCUUAGACCAGAGCAGAGUAUGUGCACAUGGCACUUGGAGACUGCAGCUGCUGAGCCUGUCCAGAGUAUAGCUGUUCCACUCUCCUACUCAGAAAAGGAUCCUGUCCCUGGAGGCUGUAAUUUGGAGUUUGAUUUAGACAUUGAUCCUAAUAUUUACUUGGAGUAUGAUUUCUUCGAAACAAUCAUCAAAUUUGCCCCAGCAAACCUAGGCUAUGCAAGAGGCACAGACCCUCCGCUCUGUGACGUGGCAGCAGGCAUGGACUCAAGGUGGAGGCUGCAGUAUGACAUCUACCAGUAUUUUCUGCCUGAGAAUGACCUCACUGAGCAGGUUUUGCUGAUGCAUCUUCAGCGAAUGACUGAGGUGCCACAGGUGAAGGCCAAUGCUGUCAAGGUUGUUACCUUAACAGGUGAUGAUAAGACAAGUAUUUACUUCUCCUCUCUCCGGGGCCAAGGUGUAAUUUACAAUGUCAUUGUCCGGGACCCACUUUUAAAUACCUCUACUGCUUAUGUUCCUGCUCACACAUAUGCUUGUAGUUUUGAGGCAUCAGAGGGUAAUUGUUCUUCUCUAGGAAGAGUUUCUUCCAAAGUGUUCUUCAGCCUUUGUGCCCUGCUUGGCCUCUUCAUUUGUUUCUUUGGACACAGAUUCUGGAAAACAGAAUUAUUCUUCAUAGGGUUCAUCGUCAUGGGAUUCUUCUUCUAUAUACUUAUUACAAGACUGACUUCUAUUAAGUAUGAUGUUCGUCUGAUUCUAACUGCCCUGACUGGAAGCAUUGGUGGAAUUUUCUUGGUUGCUACAUGGUGGCGAUUUGGAAUCCUCCUGUUCUGCAUGCUGUGUGUUGGACUAGUGCUGGGGUUCCUUACCUCAUCCGUGUUGUUCUUCACUCCACUGGGAAACCUAAAGAUUUUUCGUGAUGAUGUUGUGUUUUGGAUGACCUUCUCUUGUAUAGCUAUUGUCCUUCCAGUAUUUUUCAUGGGCUGCCUAAGAAUACUGAACAUACUGACUUGUGGAAUCAUUGGCUCUUAUUCGGUGGUUUUGGCCAUUGACAGUUACUUGUACACAAGCCUUUCCUAUAUCACUUUGAAUGUACUCAAGAGAGCCCUCAACACAGAUUUCCGCAGAGCUUUUACAAAUGUGCCUUUUCAGACUACUGACUUUAUCAUCCUGGCAGUAUGGGCAAUGCUAGCAGUAAGUGGAAUUACAUUACAGAUUCGAAGAGAAAGAGAUCAACCAUUUUUCCCUCCUCACCCUUACAAGGUAUGGAAGAGAGAGAGAGAACGCAGAGUAACGAACAUUCUGGAUCCUAGUUACCACAUCCCCCCAUUGAGAGACAGGCUGUAUGGCCGAUUGGCCCAGAUCAAAGAGUUCUUUCAGCAACAACAGUCAGUUGGAGAGAGAACACCCCUGCUUCUCUAG